AUGAAUAUCUUAUUCAUCAGAUCAAACAAUCACGACAUGUAUCAUAACAUUUCAAAUAUUCAACUUAGUUGUGAUGACAUUCUUGAAACCUUACAUGAAGAUAUAUUUCUGACCUACAAAUGUAUUGGAGCUAAUCAGCCAGUAAUAUUAAUGGUAGACACUAUGGACGAGCAUGAGUUUGUAGAUGAUGCACCUCGACCUCCUAUAGAAGGAAUGGCCUUCUCGGACCUGCAAAUAAAAGCAGUUGUCUUUACCCAUUACAAAAGGCAUAAGGCAUUUACUAUAUCAUUUCCACAAUCACUGGAAGCAUUCCUCAAAUGUGUACCAUAUUUAAAAAAUUGGAAAUCUAGAAAGGUAAUAUUACAUUUUAACUUAGGAAUAGAUGAUAAUGGAUCAGGAAUGUCCUCAUUGAUUGAGUCGGUAAUCCCUUAUAUUGGAUAUAACUUGAAUCUUGGUGUGAGUAUUUACAGAAAGUUUUUAAAUGAUGGAGAACCAACAAACUUCAAUCUACCAUAUGAUUUGCUUUCUAAGCUUGAUUUAACUUAUUUCAGGUUCUAUACUGAUUAUUUAACAUCUGAAAUAACAGUACCCUAUAUCAAGCUUAUAAAAGGUUUUCCAGUCCUUGAUAUCGAUGCCUUGAGUAAAAAUUUAGAGGAGUUGCAUAUUGGAGAAAAGCUAAGGAUAAAGGAAAGAUCAGGGACCAGUAAUAGGCAUAUUGGACUUAAAUAUGUGUCCUUUGAAACUGUUCAUUUAGUCGCACUUCUAUGGUUAAGGAGAUUUUAUUUUAAGGGCAUUAAGAAAGCCAGAUUAAGAAAUCAAAUUAUGAUAUCACAAAUACUUUUAUAUAGGAGUAACAUCGAGGAACUCGAACUAAUUGGUUAUAAACAUUUACCACCAAUUAAAUUUUCAACUUUUAAUGGAUUAAAAAAACUUAAGAUUAGUGGUCCUUGUAAUGUGCUCCAACAAGUACUUCAGUGUAUUACUCCAGAUAACUUGGCAAUUUUAUCUUUAUCUUUAUCUUGCCCAACUCCAGAAUAUACAUGUAUUUCUUAUUUCGCCAAUGUCUCCUAUCAUUCACAUCAUGAAACAUAUUUUCCAAAGUGGUCCUUCAUGGAUGGAAAGAAAAAACUUAGUGAACUUGCUGAUUUUGCUGAUAACGAAUUAAUAGCACGUAUAUGGAGGAAACUUGAUUAUGAAUAUUAG
Molecule: messenger RNA, 1203 nt
Organism: Scheffersomyces amazonensis
Lineage: Eukaryota; Fungi; Ascomycota; Pichiomycetes; Serinales; Debaryomycetaceae
Exons: 1
Coding region: 1-1203 (400 amino acids)
Source: RefSeq, a predicted model, not a curated record